Trichechus manatus latirostris (Florida manatee) is the source of this 7710-nucleotide messenger RNA. RefSeq names its product nuclear receptor corepressor 2 (gene NCOR2). Gene Ontology annotation, cellular component: chromatin. Lineage: Eukaryota; Metazoa; Chordata; Mammalia; Sirenia; Trichechidae. Gene Ontology annotation, molecular function: transcription corepressor activity. The transcript has 47 exons. Gene Ontology annotation, biological process: negative regulation of transcription by RNA polymerase II. The coding region runs from base 64 to 7659 and encodes 2531 amino acids. The record is from RefSeq and is a predicted model, not a curated record.
ACAAUGAUGGCUGACCUUUAACCCCAGGUGGCAGCUGCAAGCGAGCCCCCAGACGCACCCGCCAUGUCGGGGUCCACGCAGCCUGUGGCGCAGACGUGGAGGGCUGCCGAGGCCCGGUACCCGCCCCACGGCAUCUCCUACCCCGUGCAGAUUGCCCGGCCCCACACGGAUGUUGGGCUGCUGGAGUACCAGCACCACCCCCGAGACUACGCCUCCCACCUGUCGCCCAGCUCCAUCAUCCAGCCCCAGCGGAGGAGGCCCUCCCUGCUGUCGGAGUUCCAGCCUGGGGGCGAAAGGUCCCAGGAGCUGCACCUGCGACCUGAAGGCCACUCGUACCUGCCGGAGCUGGGCAAGCCGGAGCUGGAGUUCAUCGAGAGCAAGCGCCCGCGCCUCGAGCUGCUACCUGAGCCCCUGCCACGGCCCUCGGCCCUGCUGGCCACAGCCCAGCCCGGCGGCUCCGAGGACCUGGCCAAGGACCGUAGCCUGACGGGCAAACUGGAGCCGGUGUCCCCGCCCAGCCCCCCGCACACUGACCCUGAGCUGGAGCUAGUCCCUCCGAGGCUCUCCAAGGAGGAGCUGAUCCAGAACAUGGACCGCGUGGACCGCGAGAUCACCAUGGUGGAGCAGCAGAUCUCCAAGCUGAAGAAGAAACAGCAACAGCUGGAGGAGGAGGCCGCCAAGCCACCCGAGCCUGAGAAGCCCGUGUCGCCGCCGCCCAUCGAGUCGAAACAUCGCAGCCUGGUACAGAUCAUCUAUGACGAAAACCGGAAGAAGGCAGAAGCUGCACAUCGGAUCCUGGAAGGCCUGGGGCCCCAGGUGGAGCUGCCAUUGUACAACCAGCCCUCCGACACUCGGCAGUAUCAUGAGAACAUCAAAAUAAACCAGGCAAUGCGGAAAAAGCUCAUCUUAUACUUCAAGAGGAGGAACCACGCGCGGAAGCAAUGGGAACAGAAGUUCUGCCAGCGCUAUGACCAGCUUAUGGAGGCCUGGGAGAAAAAAGUGGAGCGUAUGGAGAACAACCCCCGGCGACGAGCCAAGGAGGGCAAGGUGCGCGAGUACUACGAGAAGCAGUUCCCGGAGAUCCGCAAGCAGCGCGAGCUGCAGGAGCGCAUGCAGAGCAGGGUGGGCCAGCGGGGCGGCGGGCUCUCCAUGUCAGCCGCCCGCAGUGAGCACGAGGUGUCUGAGAUCAUUGACGGCCUCUCCGAACAGGAGAACCUGGAGAAGCAGAUGCGCCAGCUGGCCGUGAUCCCGCCCAUGCUGUAUGACGCCGACCAGCAGCGCAUCAAGUUCAUCAACAUGAACGGGCUCAUGGGCGACCCCAUGAAGGUGUACAAGGACCGCCAGGUCAUGAACAUGUGGAGCGAGCAGGAGAAGGAGACCUUCCGCGAGAAGUUCAUGCAGCACCCCAAGAACUUCGGUCUGAUCGCGUCGUUCCUGGAGCGGAAGACGGUGGCUGAGUGCGUCCUCUACUACUACCUGACCAAGAAGAAUGAGAACUACAAGAGCCUGGUGAGGCGGAGCUACCGGCGCCGCGGCAAGAGCCAGCAGCAGCAGCAACAGCAACAGCAACAGCAGCAGCAGCAGCAGCAGCAGCAGAUGCCCCGGAGCAGCCAGGAGGAGAAGGAGGAGAAGGAGAAGGAGAAGGAGGCUGAGAAGGAGGAGGACAAGCCCGACGUGGACAACGACAAGGAAGAGCUCGUCAAGGAGAAGACAGACGACACCUCCGGUGAGGACAAUGAUGAGAAGGAGGCGGUGGCCUCCAAAGGCCGCAAAACCGCCAACAGCCAGGGGAGACGCAAAGGCCGCAUCACGCGCUCGAUGGCCAACGAGGCCAACAGUGAGGAGGCCGUCACCCCUCAGCAGAGCGCUGAGCUGGCCUCCAUGGAGAUGAAUGAGAGUUCCCGCUGGACCGAGGAGGAAAUGGAGACAGCCAAGAAAGGUCUCCUGGAGCACGGCCGGAACUGGUCGGCCAUUGCCCGCAUGGUGGGCUCCAAGACCGUGUCUCAGUGUAAGAACUUCUACUUCAACUACAAGAAGAGGCAGAACCUCGAUGACAUCCUGCAGCAGCACAAGCUGAAGAUGGAGAAGGAGAGGAACGCCCGGAGAAAGAAGAAGAAAGCUCCGGCUGUGGCCAGCGAGGAAGCCGCCUUCCCGCCCGUGGUGGAAGACGAGGAGAUGGAGGCGUCCGGUGGGAGCGGGAACGAGGAGGAGAUGGCAGAGGAGGCAGAAGCCUUACAUGCCUCUGGGAGUGAGGUGCCCAGAGGGGAUUGCAGUGCCCCAGUUGCUGUCAACAAUAGCUCCGACACUGAGAGCAUCCCGUCACCCCGCACUGAGGCCGCCAAGGACGCUGGGCAGAAUGGGGCCAAGCCCCCACCCGCCCCGGGCGCCGAUGGACUACCCCCUGCGCCACCCACCCCACCUCCAGAGGACACCUCGGCCCCUGCCGAGCCCACCCCGGCCCCCGAGGCUGCUGGCCCGCCCACGCCCCCCUUGGCUCCCCCGUCGCCAGCUGCCCCUGUGGCUCCCAAGGUGGAGGAGGACGAGGCCACCGCCACCCCAACCGUGGAGGGGGAGGAGCAGAAGCCCUCCGUGACGGAGGAGCUGGCAGUGGACGUGGGCAAGACCGAAGACCCCGGGGAGGUGCCCACAGAGGAGCUGGUCAAGUGCAAGGUCGAGCACAAGGAGGAGACAGGGGAGGACGCCCCCGACAGGGCCAGGGACGUGGAGGGGGGCACCGAGGCCACGCCCGAGGGGCCCGUAAAGACCGAGAAGAAGGAGGGCGGCGUGGGCAGUGGCCCUGGUAGCAAACCCACCAUGGCCAAGGGCACAGGUGCCCCCCAGGACAGCGACUCCAGUGCCACAUGCAGUGCGGAUGAGGCGGAUGAGACUGAGGGGGGCGAAAAGAACAGGCUGAUGUCCCCAAGGCCCAGCCUCCUGACCCCCACCAGCGAUACCAGGGCCCACACCUCGUCCCAGAAGCCACUGGACCUGAAGCAGCUGAAGCAGCGGGCGGCCAUCAUCCCCCCUAUCGUCGCCAAAGCCCACGAGACCCCCCGGGAGGACGCCGCCCUCCCGAAGCCUGCUCUCCCAGCCCCACCACCCCCACAGCACCUGCAGCCAGAGAGUGACACCCCCCAGCAGCCCAGCAGCAGCCCUCGGGGCAAAAGUAGGAGCCCCGUGCCUCCCGCCGAGAAGGAGGCAGAGAAGCCCGUGUUCUUCGCAGCUGAGGGCCAGAAGCUUCCCACGGAGACCCCCUGCUGGACGCAGGGGCUGCCUUUCCCUGUGCCCCCCCGUGAGGUGAUCAAGGCUUCCCCACACACCCCGGACCCCUCGGCCUUCUCCUAUGCCCCUCCUGGUCACCCGCUGCCCCUAGGUCUCCACGACACCGCCCGACCCGUGUUGCCACGCCCACCUGCCAUCUCCAACCCACCACCCCUCAUCUCCUCCACGAAGCACCCCAGCGUCCUUGAGAGGCCCCUGGGGGCCAUGUCCCAGGGCAUGUCAGUCCAGCUCCACGUCCCGUACUCAGAGCACGCCAAGGCGCCUGUGGGCCCCAUCACCAUGGGGCUGCCCCUGGCCAUGGACCCCAAGAAGCUAGCGCCCUUCAGUGGCGUGAAGCAGGAGCAGCUGUCCCCACGCAGCCAGGCCGGGCCCCCGGAGAGCCUGGGUGUGCCCACAGCCCCUGAGACAUCCGUGCUAAGAGGGACAUCUCUGGGCUCAGUCCCUGGAGGAAGUGUCAGCAAAGGCAUGCCCAGCACGCGGCCACCGGCAGAGAAUCCCAUCAUGUACCGCGGCUCCAUCACCCACGGCACUCCAGCCGACGUCCUGUACAAGGGCGCCAUCACCAGGAUCAUCGGUGAGGACAGCCCCAGCCGCCUGGACCGUGGCCGGGAGGAUGGCCUGCCCAAGGGCCACGUCAUCUACGAGGGCAAGAAGGGCCAUGUCCUCUCCUAUGAGGGUGGCAUGUCUGUGUCGCAGGGCUCCAAGGAGGAUGGCAGGAGCAGCUCUGGCCCUCCGCAUGAGACAGCUGCCCCUAAGCGCACGUAUGACAUGAUGGAAGGUCGCACCAGCAGGGCCAUCUCCUCCAGCAGCAUCGAAGGUCUCAUGGGCCGCGCCAUCCCACCCGAACGGCACAGCCCGCACCAUCUCAAAGAGCAGCACCACAUCCGCGGCUCCAUCACGCAAGGGAUCCCACGCUCCUACGUGGAGGCCCAGGAGGAUUACCUGCGACGGGAGGCCAAGCUGCUGAAGCGAGAGGGCACACCCCCGCCACCUGCCCGCGACCUGACUGAGGCCUACAAGGCCCGGCCCCUGGAGACGCUGGGCCCACUGAAGCUGAAGCCAGCCCACGAGGGCCUGGUGGCAACGGUGAAGGAGGCCGGCCGUUCCAUCCAUGAGAUCCCCCGCGAGGAGCUGCGGCGCACGCCCGAGCUGCCCCUGGCCCCGCGACCCCUCAAGGAGGGCUCCAUCACCCAGGGCACCCCGCUCAAGUACGACACCGGUGCGUCCUCCGCCAGCUCCAAGAAGCAUGACGUCCGAUCCAUCAUCGGCAGCCCCGGGCGGACGUUCCCGCCCGUGCAUCCGCUGGAUGUGAUGGUCGACGCCCGGGCACUGGAGCGAGCCUGCUAUGAGGAGAGCCUAAAGGGCCGGCCAGGGACUGUCAGCAGCUCAGGGGGCUCCAUCACGCGUGGCGCCCCAGUCAUUGUGCCUGAGCUGGGCAAGCCACGGCAGAGCCCCCUAGCCUAUGAGGACCACGGGGCGCCCUUUCCUGGCCACUUGCCCCGUGGCUCACCCGUGACCACGCGGGAGCCCACACCGCGCCAACAGGAAGGUAGCCUCUCGUCCAGCAAGGCAUCCCAGGACCGGAAGCUGACGUCCACUCCACGAGAGAUCGCCAAGUCCCCACAUAGCACUGUGCCCGAGCACCACCCCCACCCCCUCUCACCCUACGAGCACCUGCUGCGGGGCGUGAGCAGUGUGGACCUGUACCGCGGCCACAUCCCGCUGGCCUUUGACCCCACCUCCAUACCUCGCGGCAUCCCUCUGGAUGCAGCUGCCGCCUAUUACCUGCCCCGGCACCUGGCCCCCAACCCCACCUACCCGCAUCUCUACCCCCCAUACCUCAUCCGCGGCUACCCCGACACGGCGGCCCUGGAGAACCGCCAGACCAUCAUCAACGACUACAUCACCUCGCAGCAGAUGCACCACAAUGCAGCCACCGCCAUGGCCCAGCGUGCCGACAUGCUGCGGGGCCUGUCACCCCGCGAGUCCUCGCUGGCGCUCAACUACGCCACCGGCCCGCGAGGCAUCAUUGACCUGUCCCAAGUGCCACACCUGCCUGUGCUGGUGCCGCCAACCCCAGGCACGCCCGCCACCACCAUGGACCGCCUCGCCUACCUCCCGCCCGCUCCCCAGGCCUUCAGCAGCCGGCACAGCAGCUCCCCUCUCUCCCCAGGAGGUCCCACGCACUUGACAAAGCCAACCACGACAUCCUCGUCCGAGAGGGAGCGAGACCGGGAGCGUGAGCGUGAGAAGUCCAUCCUCGCGUCCACCACGACGGUGGAGCACGCGCCCAUCUGGAGACCCGGUACAGAGCAGAGCAGCGGCGGCAGCAGUGGUGGGGGUGGUGACAGCAGUAGCCGGCCCGCCUCCCACCCCCAUAGCCACCAGCACUCGCCCAUCUCUCCACGGACCCAGGAUGCCAUCCAGCAACGACCCAGCGUGCUGCACAACACGGGCAUGAAGGGCAUCAUCACCGCCAUGGAGCCCGGCACACCCACGGUCCUGAGGUCCACCUCCACCUCCUCGCCUGUCCGCCCUGCCGCCACAUUCCCGCCUGCCACGCACUGCCCACUGGGCAGCACGCUCGACGGGGUCUACCCCACCCUCAUGGAGCCUGUUCUGCUGCCCAAGGAGGCCCCACGGGUGGCCCGGCCCGAGCGGCUCCGCACCGACGCCAGCCACGCCUUCCUCGCCAAGCCCCCCGCCCGCGCCGCACUCGAACCCGCCUCCUCCCCCAGCAAGGGCUCCGAGCCCCGGCCUCUGCCGCCCCCUGGCCCCAGCCACACGGCCAUCGCCCGCGCCCCGGCAAAGAGCCUCACCGCCCAUCACGCCAGCCUGGAGCAGCCAGCGCCGCCCGCCUCGGCCGCGGACCCACCCCGGGAAAAGACUCAAAGUAAACCCUUUUCCAUCCAGGAACUGGAACUCCGUUCUCUGGGUUACCAUGGCGGCGGCGGCAGCAGCUACAGCCCCGAUGGGGUGGAACCCGUCAGCCCCGUGAGCCCGCCCGGCCUGGCGCAUGACAAGGGGCUCCCCAAGCACCCCGAGGGGGCCGACAAGAGCCACCUGGAGGGGGAGCUGCGGCACAAGCAGCCAGGCCCCGUGAAGCUCAGCGGCGAGGUGGCCCACCUCCCGCACCUGCGGCCACUGCCUGAGAGCCAGCCCUCGUCCAGCCCGCUGCCCCCGGCUGCCCUGGGGGUCAAAGGUCACCAGCGGGUGGUCACCCUGGCCCAGCACAUCAGUGAGGUCAUCACCCAGGACUACACGCGGCACCACCCGCAGCAGCUCAGCGCCCCACUCCCCGCCCCACUCUACUCCUUCCCCGGAGCCAGCUGUCCCGUCCUGGAUCUCCGCCGCGCCCCCAGUGACCUCUACCUCCCACCCCCUGACCAUGGCGCCCCAGCCCGGGGCUCCCCGCACAGUGAAGGGGGCAAGAGGUCUCCAGAGCCCAGCAAGACCUUGGCCCUGGGCAGCGGCAAGGAUGGCAUCGAGCCCGUGUCCCCACCAGAGGGCAUGGCCGAGCCCGGGCACCCCCGUGGUGCUGUGUACCCGCUGCUGUACCGGGACGGGGAGCCGAUGGAGCCCAGCAGGGUGGGCUCCAAGUCUCCAGGCAACACCAGCCAGCCGCCGGCCUUCUUCAGCAAGCUGACCGAGAGCAACUCCGCCAUGGUUAGAUCCAAGAAUCAGGAGAUCAACAAGAAACUCAACACCCACAACCGGAACGAGCCGGAAUACAAUGUGGGCCAGCCAGGCACGGAGAUCUUCAACAUGCCGGCCAUCAGUGGAUCAGGCCUAGUGACCUGUAGAAGCCAGGCGGUGCAGGAGCACGCCAGCACCAACAUGGGGCUGGAGGCAAUAAUUAGGAAGGCUCUCAUGGGUAAAUACGAGCAGUGGGAGGACCACCCGCCGCUCAGCGCCAACGCUUUUAACCCUCUGACUGCCAGUGCCAGCCUGCCCUCUGCUCUCCCCAUAACCACUGCUGACGGACGGAGUGACCACUCGCUCGCCUCGCCAGGUGGUGGUGGCGGGAAAACUAAGGCCUCUGGCAGACCCAGCAGUCGGAAAGCCAAGUCCCCAGCCCCAGGCCUGGCGUCUGGGGACCGGCCCCCGUCCGUCUCCUCUGUGCACUCGGAGGGAGACUGUAACCGUCGGACCCCGCUCACCAACCGUGUGUGGGAAGACCGGCCCUCUUCUGCAGGCUCCACACCGUUCCCCUACAACCCCCUGAUCAUGCGGCUGCAGGCAGGCGUCAUGGCCUCCCCGCCACCUCCCGGCCUCCCCGCGGGCAGUGGGCCCCUGGCUGGCCCCCACCAUGCCUGGGAUGAGGAGCCCAAGCCCCUGCUCUGCUCGCAGUACGAGACGCUCUCUGACAGCGAGUGACUCCAGGGGGCAGUGCCAGAGCCCAGCGAGCAGCAGGGCGAGGAGCCUGGU